Molecule: messenger RNA, 767 nt
Organism: Zootermopsis nevadensis
Lineage: Eukaryota; Metazoa; Arthropoda; Insecta; Blattodea; Termopsidae
Gene: PDCD-5
Product: programmed cell death 5
Cellular component (GO): nucleus; cytosol
Molecular function (GO): DNA binding
Source: RefSeq, a predicted model, not a curated record
UUUGCGGUUGACAGGACUGUUUGGGCAAUGGUACACGCAGACUAUAACACAACAUCAAUGCUGGUUGUAGCAUGCUAUCCUGAACGUAAAUAAAAGCAGUUCUAUAAAUAAUACAAAGCACGUGUUGCAAUUAGCGUACCGUGUGCAGGUAGUUCAAAAAGUCUUAUUAUUGCACAUGAACAGUAAUGGAAGAUGCAGAUCUGGAUGAGAUUAGAGCCAAACGUUUGGCUCAGCUGCAGUCAGAAUACAAGGGAGGUUCAGAUACUGAGAAAGCAGAACAGAGAAAGAGGGAACAAGAUGAGAUGAAGAACACAAUCCUUACUCAGGUUCUCACUCAAUCUGCAAGGGCAAGACUUAACACAUUAAUGAUUGGUAAACCAGAAAAAGGCCGGCUGGUGGAGAACAUGCUUCUUCAAAUGGCUCGCACAGGUCAAAUAAUGAGCAAACUUGGUGAAAGUGAAUUAAUAAACAUUCUUGAAAAAGUCAGUGAGCAGAUGCAACAUAAUACAACUGUCAAGUUUGACCGCCGACGAGCUGCUUUAGACGAUUCUGAUGAUGAUUUCUGAAACUGUUUGCUGAGUCUCAUGAUCUGGAAGAGAUGGGCACCACCACAGAAUGAAAGCUUACAAUGCAUUGUGAUUAAUUCAUCACCAACAUAAGUGACAUUAAUACAGUUUUGCACUUAGUGCACAGCAAAUACUUAUGAAAAUGUUUUCAUAAAACAUUGUACUAACUAAGAAAUAUUAUCUAUGUCCUUAAAAUACAAA